Molecule: messenger RNA, 1190 nt
Organism: Thamnophis sirtalis
Lineage: Eukaryota; Metazoa; Chordata; Lepidosauria; Squamata; Natricidae
Source: RefSeq, a predicted model, not a curated record
CGGGACCGGUGGAGGCGCGUCGCCCGGGCGGGCUAAGUAAGGCAACCAUGGUGAAGGAAACCGGUUAUUACGACACUCUGGGAGUGAAACCCAACGCCACCUCCGAUGAAAUUAAGCGUGCCUACCGCAAGUUAGCAUUGAAGUACCAUCCUGACAAGAACCCCAGCGAGGGCGAGCGGUUUAAGCUCAUUUCCCAGGCCUACGAGGUCCUGUCGGAUCCGAAGAGGCGAGAUCUCUAUGACCAAGGUGGCGAACAAGCCAUUAAGGAAGGCAGCGUGAGCGGCGGCAAUUUCUCUUCGCCCAUGGACAUCUUCGACAUGUUCUUUGGCGGCGCUGGCCGGAUGAAUCGAGAAAGGAGAGGUUGCCUUCCCCGAGCAUCACUGGCUUUCCAACGAUCAGCUCCCUCUCUUAGAAGCUCUGCUGCCUCCCCGGGAGGAAGUGAUGGUUUCCGAAGACAUGGAUCAAGUCGACCUGGUCGAAUUCGACCCCAAAGAACGAACCUACCGAAACCACGGUGAAGCCUACGAAGAGGACGAGGAAGGCCCGAGGACGGGGGUCCAGUGCCAGACCUCGUGAACCAAGCGGGGUCUGGGCGCAUGGACUGAAUGCGAGGAACCAUCGCCGGGCUCCCGUUUAUCAAGUUCGGCACGACGAACGGCUGUAUAUUAGUUCUGUUUCAUAUUUAUGUGUUCGUGUUGUUAAAAAAAAGAAAGAAAUGGAUCUGUGUAACUUGAAACACCGAAUGUGCUGUUGCUGUUUGAUAUAAAUAAGCUUUCCUUCCCCCCUGCCCCCAUUUAACCCUAAUUGUCCCAAUCCUGUGGUUUUUCUGGCUCUCCAGGGCUACGAAGAAUGUUGGCGGGGGAUUAUUAAACCAGAAGUGAGCGUUUUUGAGAAACGUGCAUGUCAAGGUUUCCCCAGCGGUGGUUAAAACUUGAAACGUUGCCACUUCACCUUAACAAGAUGGUCUCCAUAUUCUAGAUUAUUUAAUAGGUAUUUUAUCAAAUAAAAUAUCAGGACCAUUUUCUGGCCUGAACCCUGAGUGGUUGGUUGCUCUGGAUGGGAACUGUGCCACUACUUCUAACAGGGAACCUGACGGAAAGAGUUUGGAGAGGGGUCCUUCAUACAUGGGGACGGAGUGGCUAAGACGCUGAGUUUGCCGGUCAGAAAGGUCAGCAGUUUGUUCGAAUCCC